Molecule: messenger RNA, 1143 nt
Organism: Torulaspora delbrueckii
Lineage: Eukaryota; Fungi; Ascomycota; Saccharomycetes; Saccharomycetales; Saccharomycetaceae
Gene: HST4
Product: NAD-dependent histone deacetylase HST4
Exons: 1
Coding region: 1-1143 (380 amino acids)
Biological process (GO): regulation of DNA repair; replication-born double-strand break repair via sister chromatid exchange; pericentric heterochromatin formation
Cellular component (GO): mating-type region heterochromatin
Molecular function (GO): NAD+ binding; histone deacetylase activity, NAD-dependent
Source: RefSeq, a predicted model, not a curated record
AUGGAGCAACCAGUAGUUGGUGAGAGGAAGUGGAAACAGCCAGUUGGUCAACAAUUGCCAUUGACGCCGCCUGCGACGGUUGAGAAACCAUUGAGAGCCGAGAAAUGCGGUCAGAUUAAGCCUAGGAAACUGCUGAAACAGCUGAAGACAAGGUCCAGGAAACCAAGGUUAAAGUACAGGCCAGAGCCCAAUACAGUGUUGAAUUUAGAUGAUUACGUCUCAGGUGUGAGAGACACAAAAGAUUUGAAAAAUGCAGAGUUUGUACGAUACGCAUUACAGCACAGUAGAAGGGUCAUAAUGGUCACUGGAGCUGGAAUCUCUGUGGCAGCUGGAAUUCCAGAUUUUAGGUCUAGCAACGGGCUUUUUUCCCAAUUGAAGGGCAAGAAUUGUUCAUCAGGAAAAGAGCUUUUUGAUUACAAUAACGUUUAUUCGAGUGAUGAGAUGAACAUGAAGUUUAAUAAAAUGAUUUCUUCUCUACAUGACCUUUCCAAAAGAUCCACUCCAACGAACUUCCAUCAUAUGAUGGAUGAGAUUGCAUUAGAGGGCCGAUUACAGAGGCUUUAUACACAAAAUAUAGAUGGUCUGGAUACAAGACUACUGAACUUGGCAACUAAGGUACCUCUGGAGAUACCAGCACCACAGACAGUGCAAUUGCAUGGUAGCAUUCAUCACAUGGAGUGUAAUAAGUGUUCGAUAGUCGCGGAUAUGGAUACUGCUGCAUUCAGAUGCCAGGAGGAUGACGAAAAAGCGCAGGUAGUUCCCACCUGUGCUCAAUGCGAAGAGUUUGAGAUUGUUCGAAACGCUGGCGGAUUACGAUCGCAGGGAGUGGGAAAGAUGAGACCCAGAGUUGUUCUCUACAACGAGCUUCAUCCGGAAGGCGAUAUUAUUGGAAGGAUUACCAACUCGGAUCUGAAGAAGAAACCAGACUGCUUGAUCAUUGCUGGUACUUCAUUGCAAAUUCCGGGAGUAAAGGCGAUUUGCAAGCAAUUUAGUCAAAAGGUGAGAGAUUCAAAAGGUAUAGUGCUUUACAUGAAUCAAGAGAUGCCAAAACGACCCAUUGUAGACGCCAUAGGCCACAUAGAUUUGUUGGUCCUCGGUGACUGUCAAAACGUCCCAAAAUUCUUAUCGGAUGAUUAUUUGUAA